AUGGAAGCUGUAGAAGGGAUUGAUAAGCCUUCGGUACCACGACCGACAAAACCUCGAAAGAGGUUCGUAGGAAGUUCCAAAGCAUCUUCUUCUUCUUCAUCUUCCCGAACACCAAUUCGGAGAGUAGCGAAUCUGAUUCCUGAUGAUAUUUUGAAUGACACUCAAUUGAACGCUGCUAUUGCAGCUUUACCUGGAAACUAUAAUUUUGAAAUACAUAAAACUAUACAUCAUAUCAGAAGAGAUAAAGUAACUUCUGUAGCAUUACAAAUGCCUGAAGGACUGAUGAUGUAUGGUUGCGCAAUUGCGGAUAUCAUAGAAACAUUUACAGGAGCUUUACCGAUGUUGCUUGCCGAUGUAACGUAUGGAGCAUGCUGUAUAGACGAUUAUACAGCUAAAGAAAUGGGUGCAGAAAUGAUCGUUCAUUAUGGACACUCAUGUCUGAUACCGGUAUCUCAAACAACAUUGAAGACAUUAUAUAUCUUCGUUGAAAUAGCAAUUGAUACACCACAUUUAUCAUUAUCUGUUCGACGAAAUUUCCCAUCCGAUCGAGAGGCUUUCCAACGAUUGAUAUUAGGUGCAACUGGUGCUGAACCAGGUGCACCAGUUCCUAUAGCACUUGAAGAAGAAGACCGAGUUGCCCAGAAAAAUCAAAUAUCAAGCAGACCAUCGGAAAUAGGAGAAGGAGUAGAGGUAAAAGACGGUAAUGAGAAGAUUACUAGAUUGGCAUUAGUUUCAACUAUUCAAUUCGUAGCUUCGAUUCAACAUCUACGUGAUGAUUUAGUGAAAUCUUUACCUCCUUUAGAAGAUGACUCUAACGAGAAGGACGAAAUUGAAGAUGGAAUCAAUGGUACUUUGAUGAAAGUCAAGAAAAAUCAAAUCGGGAUUUGGAGAGGUAAAUAUGAUAUAACAAUACCUCAAGUGAAGCCUCUUUCGCCUGGUGAAGUUUUGGGCUGUACUGCACCUAAAUUGGGUGAAAUUGAUGGAUUAAUUUAUGUGGGAGACGGUCGAUUUCAUCUUGAAUCAAUCAUGAUAGCGAAUCCAACAGUACCUGCAUUCCGAUAUGACCCAUAUUCCAAGAAGUUCACCAGAGAGACAUAUGAACAUACUGAGAUGAGAGGAAUAAGAGGUGAUGCGGUUAAAGAAGCUAGGAAAGGUUUAGUGGAAAAGGGAAGUGGAAGUUGGGCCGUUUUACUGGGAACACUAGGUAGACAAGGUAGUCUAAGCGUGUUAAAAUCUGUAACGUCUAAUCUACCAGAAGAUUCAAUACCACCUUUAUUACUGUUAUUAUCAGAAUUAUCACCUGCAAAAUUAUCCUUGUUACCUCCGGAAGAAAUAUCGACUUUUAUCCAAACUUCUUGUCCUAGAUUAUCGAUUGAUUGGGGUUACGCAUUCUCGAGACCGCUUCUAAGUCCGUAUGAAGCUAGUGUAGCCUCUGGUAGGAUCAAAGGUUGGGGUGGACUGUCAUUGGAAUCGAAAGAAACUAAAGGCAAGAAAGAUAUGGGUGAAGGUGAUUAUCCAAUGGACUUUUACGCCGAUAACAGUUUAGGUCCAUGGACACCCAGACACAAAGUAAAAGCAUAG
Kwoniella shivajii is the source of this 1581-nucleotide messenger RNA. RefSeq names its product diphthamide biosynthesis protein 1. The coding region runs from base 1 to 1581 and encodes 526 amino acids. NCBI's taxonomy places the organism in Eukaryota, Fungi, Basidiomycota, Tremellomycetes, Tremellales, Cryptococcaceae. Gene Ontology annotation, molecular function: 2-(3-amino-3-carboxypropyl)histidine synthase activity. Gene Ontology annotation, biological process: protein histidyl modification to diphthamide. The record is from RefSeq and is a predicted model, not a curated record. The transcript is spliced from 7 exons.